UUUUCUCUAUUUUCAUUUAUGCCUUUUGUAGUUGAAACAUUGCAAUGACCUUUUGCUUAUAUACGCUGCCAGAUACAAAGAUUGAUCAAGUUUCUAAAAUUCUAUGGUUAUUCUUUCUUUCGUGGCUCCCUUUGAUAAUAUGUUUAGCAUGCUUAUAGAUAUGUCAAGUUGUGGUCCUCGCAUGAUCUGUUUAAGGAGUUCCAAUCGUACCAACAUGGAAAUUUAUCUUAAUUGAUCAGGGUGUCAUUGCUGGCAAUCCAUUGACUGAUACAACGACGGCCUUCAACGCUCGAAUUCCAUUUCUUCAUGGGAUGGGAAUUAUACCAGAUGAAAUCUACGAGGCUGCUCGUGAAGGCUGUGGAGGAGAAUAUCGCUGGCCAUCGAACUCCCAUUGUGCCAAUUCCCUCCAAGACAUCCAAGAGUGCAUGAGGGGCUUAAACGAUGUACACGUCUUGGAGAAAAUCUGUCCAGAAUAUCCAAGCCUCGCCCUUCAAAAGCAGCCGACGUCGCAGGAUCAUGGAAGAAGAAGGCUAACAGAGUCCGCAGUUUCGUCUCUGUGCAGGAAUGCCACAUACUUCUUGUCCGAGUUGUGGACAAAUGACGAAGCUGUAAGGGAGAGUUUGGCUAUUCACAAGGAAACCGUUCCAUCAUGGCUACGAUGUGAUUUCAAUCUACCUUACACAUAUGAAAUCAGCAGCACCGUUGAUGAUCAUUUAGCCUUGAUUACUAAAGGAUACCGGGCUAUGAUAUACAGUGGAGAUCAUGACAGUAAAGUAUCUUAUGUCGACACCCGAGCAUGGAUCAGACGACUUAACCUGCCCAUCACGGACCGUUGGCGACCAUGGCAUCUGGACGACCAAAUUGUGGGGUACACAAGAACUUACUCCAACAAUUUGACAUACGCAACUGUAAAGGGUGCCGGCCACACAGCCCCGGAGUACAUGCCAAGGGAGUGUCUGGCUAUGAUCGAUAGAUGGCUUUCCGGUCAACCUCUUUGAGCAAUCAACUGAUGUGAUGCUGUGGCAGUGCGGAGAUUGGUAAUGUGUAUUGCGAGUAACAGAUGAGAGAAUAAACAUGUAAGAUGAAAGAUGUUGUCGUAUAGUGUGUGUUGUAUUGAGGCUUUCAAGGGGUAACAGGGUGGUCGCUUUCAUUGAGUUGUAGGGGAACUGGCUUAUGAAUUCCGGUGGAAAUGGAAAUGAAUAAAUAAGAACCCGCCGGAGAAAAAAGCUCUUGGAAACUAUUUUCUUGUCCUAUUCAUUUCAGAUUAUGAGAUUUGGGAGGGCCUAUUUUCAUGUGUUGAGCUUAUGCAAAGGUCUGUAAUGGUGCCAAUGUAUGAUUUCUAUGUAUACAAGUCAAACAAAAGGACGGUUUCAGCGGGUUUUCUCCACAUACAAAAGGAGUUGCAAUUAA
This is a messenger RNA of Triticum dicoccoides, 1410 nucleotides long. Its product is annotated as putative serine carboxypeptidase-like 52. Gene Ontology annotation, molecular function: serine-type carboxypeptidase activity; acyltransferase activity, transferring groups other than amino-acyl groups. The record is from RefSeq and is a predicted model, not a curated record. The coding region runs from base 312 to 998 and encodes 228 amino acids. Gene Ontology annotation, biological process: secondary metabolic process; proteolysis. NCBI's taxonomy places the organism in Eukaryota, Viridiplantae, Streptophyta, Magnoliopsida, Poales, Poaceae. The transcript is spliced from 8 exons.